Pararge aegeria (speckled wood butterfly) is the source of this 3341-nucleotide messenger RNA. RefSeq names its product gamma-soluble NSF attachment protein-like. Lineage: Eukaryota; Metazoa; Arthropoda; Insecta; Lepidoptera; Nymphalidae. The record is from RefSeq and is a predicted model, not a curated record. Gene Ontology annotation, cellular component: SNARE complex; vacuolar membrane. Gene Ontology annotation, molecular function: soluble NSF attachment protein activity; syntaxin binding. Gene Ontology annotation, biological process: intracellular protein transport. The coding region runs from base 207 to 1208 and encodes 333 amino acids. The transcript has 8 exons.
AUAAAACUGUCAUCAUAGAAAUGGAAAUCUAGCUGGAAAGCGGAAACUGGAAACUUGGAACUUGGAAAGUAGAAGACUGGAAAUAUUCUCGGAACUUGGAAUCGGUGUUGGAAGUAUUGAUUUUUCCACACAUAGAUAGAACUCAUGUUCUGUACGUAGUAUCGUUGUAUUUAUUGACACAAAAGCAAAUACAGCAAGAUCAUAAGAUGUCCGCUAAACUUCACGAAGCCCAAGAACAUUGCAAGGCUGCAGAUAAAUUUUUAAAGACUUCCUUCCUGAAGUGGAAACCUGAUUAUGACUCUGCUGCCGACGAAUAUAGUCAAGCAGCUCAAUGUUAUCGCAUCGCUCGUGAUUUACAAACUUCAAAGGAUUGCUAUUUUAAAGCUUCUGAGCUUUAUAAGAAGAAUCGUGCGUUUUUCCAUGCAGCCAAAGCACUUGAGAAUGCUAUUAUAGUUGGGAAAGAGAUGACACCACCUGAUCAGCUGUACUCCCUUGCUUGUGAGUCCAGCAGUUUGUACCAGCAACAUGGCUCGGGAGAUUCUGGGGCUAGUAUCCUGGAUAAAGUGGCAAAGAUCAUUGAAGAGAAAGCCCCAGAGUUGGCAGUUAAGUUGUUUCAGCAGGCUGCUGAUGUUUCUUCGACUGAAAGUGGUCAGCACCAAGGCUCAGAGUACAUCAGCAAGUCAUCAAGGAUUUUGGUUAAGCUGCAAAGAUAUGAUGAGGCUUUAGAUAGCCUUCGACGCGAAAUUGGCUUCCACCAGGAGUCUGGUAACAUAAUGGCAGUAGGAAGGCUAACGGUUGCAAUUGUGCUGGUACAACUUGCAAGGGGUGAUGCUGUUGCAGCUGAGAAAGCUUACAAGGAAUGGGGCAACAACUGUGAGGCUCCGGAAAUGCAGACCAUCGAACAACUGCUGCAAGCUUUUGACGAGGAGGACCGUGAAUCUGCCCAGCGCGCGCUCGCAUCGCCUUUCAUUCGCAGUAUGGAUGUCGAGUACUCGCGUCUUGCGUCCACGAUUCCGCUGCCAGAGGCCUUGGAACCAGCACCGAAAAGCGUGGUGCGGCCGAAUGCUGCUCUUUCAUAUGUCACCGCCAGUGCUAACAGCAUAGCGAAGGAAGAAAAUGAAGCUAAUUUGCGAAUACAGCAGUCUUUUGAUAAAGCGGCUCAAGAGAAUAAGGAGAAAGCCGCUGAAGACGAGGGAGGGUUGUGUUAAGCUCCAACUCAAGUAUGAAAUUGCACGCUGGCUCUCCGUUUAUUCGUCAAUCGACAAUCAUUAUUUUUCGUAUUAUUUUAGGGCACAAGGCUAAAAUGCAGUGCAGUGCACAUCGCAAAAUGCUGAGUCGCGGUUUUUUUGCUCUAUUUACAUCUUUAUGCUACAGCAAUAAAACGUCAUAUUAGUAAAUUUAUUACUUAGUUAAUUUUUCAUUUCACUUUAUUACGAAUACUUCAAGAUUGGGCAUACAUCUAGCCGUUUCUCCUUCAAUUAAUUAUUUUUCGUGUUAUUGAAAUUAUUGCAUAAAUUUGUUUAUUAACUCAUAUCUUUCCUUACUGCGCAAAGCUAUAGUAUCCGCAGAUAAUGCCCGUGAGUGAAUUUAAAAAUCUCCCUAUGGCAAUUACCGACCACAAGUUUUUUGUAAUUAAUCUAUUACAAGAAUAGUAAUAUAGUACGGGGCCUUAUUAUUUAAAUAACAAAUAGAGAAGUUUGACAGUCAGAAAUAUGUAAGAUUAUUUUAAUAUGAAGACAAAUAGCUUUAAUAUUAAUAGGUUGCAAAAAACAACUUUCAUCGAAGUAUAGGGUCAAACUGAUUUUGUAAGCAGUAAGAAAUUUUGUUCCAACUUUUAAGGUUAAAUUUUCAUUCAAUCUGUUUUAUUUUUUAUAAUUGAAAAUCUGGUGUGUACUGGAAAGGGAAUCGCUAACGAGUCUUCGUGAGAUCUGUUCACAUUAUAGGUAAGAAAAUAUGGCAACCGUUUUUCAUGGUGUUACAUCCCUUCCGUCAUGGACGUGCCACCACGUACAAAUCGUUUAACGGUUUAAUAAAUUAGGCUGAGUUUCUUGCCGGCUCUUCUCAGUGGAAUCUGCCUUCCGAACCGGUGGUAGAGUCACUACAAACAGACUGACUUGACGUUUCAAAAGUGCUUAUUAAUUAGGCCUACUUGAAAUAAAUGAAUUAAGAAUAAUUUUUUUGAAUUUAAUUUAGCUGCCAUAACCCCUAACAGUUUACACAUCACAUCUGUCACAUAUUCACUUGCCGUCAGGUGGCAUUGCAGUCAAGUCAAAAAAAAACUUUGAAGACAUAAAUAUUAAUUACUUACAUGUUAAUCAUUGAUCGAAAUCGUAUUUAAGGACUUAUUCUGCGUUAUAUGUAUAUAUUGAUGUUAAUUUUGUAGUUAUAUAUGUAGUCUUAAAAACACCAAAUUAGCUAUUUUAGGUUUAUUAUUAUAAUAUAAAAUAUUAGUAUAAUUUAGUCUACUGUUCUAGUUAUAUAAAAUUAAUAUUCUAAAAGUUGCGCUAAAUUUGUAUUAAUAAAUUAACCAGCAGUUAUAUAAUUUGUCAAAAUUCUUGUAUUUGUUAUUAUUGCCAAGUGUAAAUUUAGGCAGUUUAGUAGUUACUUAGGCAGGAUUUAGUGAAACGGAAUAGGUAAACCAAAUCCGUAUUAGUUAUCAGCACAUUUCAGCUUAAUUUUGUUAAAAAGGAAUUAUAUAAAUGUCAUGGAAGAAUAUUUCUCAUAUAUGAUACGUCAUGAAUUAUUUUGUAUCUUUUUUCUCUGUUAAUACUACUAAACUACUAAAACAGAAAACAAAAGAUCUCCACAUGAUAGAUCAUUAUAGUUCCUAAUAGUUAAAACAUUUGUUUAUUUGUUAUAUUAUGUAUAGAUUUUAUUUUAUUCUGUUAUUUUACAUUCAAUAUUCUUGGAAACAUUAAACACGCAAAAAUAUUAAUAAUUCAUUUAAUUAUGUACGUACUUAAAAUUACAUUACGUUAGUUAAUUAAAAAUAAAGCAUCGUUUUUUUCAGAUCACAUUUUUGACAUUUAUGUAAUUUAGCUUGUUCUUCAUGAUGAUCGUAAUUCAGCGAUAUUUGAGCAUUUAAUAUUUAUAAAUCACUUCGCGGUACUACCCGGUCAAGCUAAGUUUGCACCGCGGAUUACGUCACACUGACGCUUAGGUACGGUAUGUAAAAAAGAAGAUCAUUUUGAUCCCUUAAAAGAAUUGUUGUUGUAAUUGAAAUAUUAACUAAACGAAUCAUUGUUAAAAAGUGUUUGCCAAUUAAUUUUGACUAAUAGUAUGUCAAUCAUAUAUCAGCGAGGUGCAAAUUUAGCGCGACCGAAUUAUAUAUUACGUAUAUU